Ostrinia furnacalis (Asian corn borer) is the source of this 3130-nucleotide messenger RNA. RefSeq names its product BTB/POZ domain-containing protein Ktl (gene Ktl). Lineage: Eukaryota; Metazoa; Arthropoda; Insecta; Lepidoptera; Crambidae. Gene Ontology annotation, biological process: protein homooligomerization. The record is from RefSeq and is a predicted model, not a curated record. The coding region runs from base 1082 to 1783 and encodes 233 amino acids. The transcript is spliced from 2 exons.
AAGUCCAGGAAGAUGCUCGUAUCAUUAAUUCCUAAACAUAAAACUUCUUAAGCUCCAAACUACACGUUGGAGAUUUUCGAAUACCAUUCCAUGCCGGAUGUUUCGAUUGAUUGAACAGAGAUUCCGUAAUACAACGCGAAUGUUGUAUUGCCAACGCAAACAUUUAGUCGGAUUUAAUAGAAUCUUCUAUUUAUCAGCCAGAAGCUAUUUGAAACACUCCGCGAAAAUAACAAAUCUAUAUCUCGCCACCCACCCUAACUAACGAGCGAAACAUUUUGCGAGCGUCUACUUCAUUAACCACUUUGGGACGUAAUAUUGGCUGAACAUACAAUAACCCCAAUUCUUCAUUGUCUGAGUAAUUAACCGCCGAACGCGCCCGCUGGAAACCAAUGUGUUACAAGCUAAUGGAUUGGAAAAGAUCUUUCCAGCGUUAACGUCUAUACAUAAUCGUACCGCGUGUACCUAAGAUGGAUGGAGCACUUUCUUUCGGGUAAACUCUGCCUCGAGAUCACAUUUGAAAUGUAACAUUUUCUUUUACUACACUAACACAUAGGCCCUCUUUAUGUAACAAUUUCCAAGUAUAAUUACACAAACUUCAAAAGUUCUGAACCCAUGUGUAACGUGAUCUCCUCGAAUUAAGUCGCGUUCAACAGUAUUUAAAGGGACGACAUAAUUAAAACUUUUCACUUGAGCCCUGGGAGACACAUCGUAUUAUUUUUAACGACUUUCCCCAAACUUCAAGAGUUUCCAAAGUUUUUGCAGUACAGAUAAUGUUAUACUAAAGCGCUAUUAUAGCUAGUGCGCCGCUUGUAAUCAAUCUGGUGUGUUGCCGUUAUCGGAAGAUUCCGGGAUAUUGGUGAACAAAGCCAUGUGUUAGCCAACAAUAGAUGUUGACCUUGAAGGCUUUUACCGAGGAGUUUUCGCUCGAAAGGGUAGGAAAUAAUUACGUUCGAGUCAGUAACCCGGGCGUGCGUUAUUGAUGGGUUCGCGCGGGCGGCGGCGCUGAGACGCGCGGUAAGUGGGUCAGGGUGGGAAGCGGGAGCGCGCAGCCGCCGAGUCACUGCGCCCUCAGCCUUCAGCCAUGGCGGACGCGCCGCCCGAGGUCCUCGAAUUGAACGUGGGCGGCGUGCAUUACGCCACCACGCGCGACACGCUCCUCCGCGAACCCGACUCGCUUCCCGCCGCCGCGCUGCGCGAUGCAGACCACCCGCGUGACGCUCGCGGACGCAUUUUCUUCGACCGUGACGGAGUUCUCUUCCGUUAUGUGCUCGAUUAUCUCAGAGACGGUGGACUCGUGCUUCCCGAGUGCUUCAGGGAACAUAAACGUCUAGCGCGGGAAGCGAAACACUACCGCCUUGCCGGGCUGGAGAGUGCAGUUCGAGAAGCGGAUCCUCGACCUCCAAAUCGUGAGCGCGGGUGCAUCACCGUCGGCUACCGCGGCAGCUUCGCGUUCGGCCGCGACGGCCUCGCUGAUGUUAAGUUCCGCAAGUUGUCCCGUAUUCUAGUCUGUGGAAAAGUGACGCUGUGCCGUGAUGUCUUCGGUGAAACCCUGAACGAGUCCCGAGAUCCGGACCACGGUCUCGCAGAUCGGUACACAUCGCGGUUCUUCCUGAAGCACUCGUUCAUCGAGCAAGCGUUCGACAUGUUGCAAGAGAACGGUUUCAAACUGACUGCAAGUUGUGGCAGCGGCACGGCCGGCGGUGCAGCCGAGCUCAAGCCGGGUGUCGACUCGGAGGAGAAUCGUUGGAAUCACUACAACGAAUUUGUUUUCGUGCGCGAAUAAGUUCAACGUUACGUAGUAUUAAAUGUGAUAUGAAUCAGCUGAGCCGCUUCAGACCGGUGCGGCCGCUAUUACGGUGGACGGCAAUAAUAUGAAUACCUCUUUCAGGUAACGAGAUUAACGAAAAUUAUAUUUAUAAUUAUAAAUCUUUAUCUGAAACUAGUGUCUGUAUACUUUUAUCUUACUAGUUCGAUUACUGUUUACAGUCUGCGCCUUAUCAAUUGUUGACUUGUUGUGUUGUUGCAUUUAUUUAAUUACUAUGCCGAUUAAGAGACUUCAAUAUUAUUCAGACUGGUUAUUUACGUUAUUCUUAUGAUUUAGUUAAAAAUAACUAUUAUGUAGAUAUUGAGACCUUAAGAAUUGUAAUCAUGUAUCAAAUAGGUAGUGUUAAAUGUAAAAAAAUAUAAAUAGCAGUAGUUAAUUACUCCCUAUUAGGAUUAAUUUCAUGUACCUACUGUUACAUACCUAUUUCUAAUAAAUUUCCAAAUUAUUUUGUAUUGACUUUAUAGUAUUUAAAACUAUUAUUAUUACUUACUAAUGUAUUUUGAAAAUAACUGCGUGGGCCAUCAUUUUGAUACAAAUUAUGCCAAAUUAUUAUUAUAACAAGUCUGACGUUAUAUUAUUUUCUGUUUCAGUAUGUAUUAUAUUUGCAUAUUAUUAACAUUAUCUAUAUCUUUGUAUCUAUAUUAUAAUCAUAUUAUAAACAAUCUGGGUACACAGUUACCGAGUGAUGUGUUGUGAUCAAUGCAUUUUAUUCUACUACUAGUCGUUAUAGCUGUAAGACCAAAAAUCGAUUUCUGAUAAUUUCUAGUGAGUUUUAAAAACGAGCGCGUAUAAAGUGUACCUAAAUGAAUAAAUUGUAAGUAUUAUAAUAUAUUUUAACAGCUGAUCGUGUCUCGAGCAAAAUAUUGAAGACGAUAGCGUGAAACUUUUGUAUAACAAGGUAAAUACGCAAUUACGAGUUGGGAAGUAAGUAUGAAAGCUGGCGAGGGUUUGUAAUAUCGCCUCGACAAACUUUUGAUCGUUAGCAUAGGAAUUUGUUCAACAAUAUCUAUUAUCGUUAUACUUUACGAACUAUAAUUUCGUGCCGGCUUCUUAGAACCCCAGUUUUUCAUUGACUAAACGCAACGUCGAAUUUAAUAUGAUCGCAGCCAUAUCAUUAGAUUAUACCUAUAGAUAAUUUAAGCGGAACUUCCAUAGCCAUCUUCCAGCUUGAAAUAGUCGUUUUAGUGCCUUUUUCCUGUGAUGCCAAUUUCGGCACGCUUGCGGUUCUUCUAAUCUGUGGCGUGCGUAUACAGGUUGUCCUAAAGAGUAGAGUCAAGCCGAAGCCCAGUGGUGGUAGAGCAUCAC